UUAGCUGAUUAGCAAACCAUAUAUAUUUUUUAAAAAUGGUCAAGACACAUUUUUUUUUUUUUUUGCGUCUUCAACAUGUCACAUAGUUUGCCAGUUUAACGGUUUUAGUUCUCUUUGACCUGCUAACUAUACCUCUCUUCCGGAAUGCUCACUUGUUUUUCUAUCGCUAGCCCCGUUUGCUAAGUUGCUAGCUGCCCCACUCCAAUCCAAAUCAGACAUUGCCAGGCCUACCAGCUCUAGGGGGUGUUCAUUUUGUUUAAAUAAAUAGCUAGUUAGCACGUAUCUACGUCAGCUACCUGUUGACAGGUGAACUUGAAUGGCUAGCUAACUGUGUUACCUUGACUAAAGUAUGUCUUGCCCAUGCACAUCGGCCGCGAGGAUAUUCUUGAAUUCAGCACAGAGAGGGCUGUCUUGUUCUCGGGUUCAGCUCUAUGCUUUGAGCAGGCCUGGUUGGGGUUUUCGUGAAGCUCCUCUACCUCGCAUAGUCCGAGUGAGAUCCUUCCAUGAAACUGCAGUAUGUUUUGCCUCUAAAGAUGGAACGACUAAGGAUGGAUCCGGCGAUGGAGGAAAGAAGAGCAUCAGUGAAGGAAAGAGAUUGGCGGGCUCAUCUGGUGGAUCAGGGAAGGGGGGUAACCAGCUGCACUGUCCCAAAUGUGGAGACCCAUGUACACAUGUGGAGACCUUUGUAUCGUCGACACGUUUUGUGAAGUGUGAGAAAUGCCAUCACUUCUUCGUGGUUCUCUCUGAGACGGACUCUAAGAAGGGCCUGAAUAAAGAAGCAGAGUCGCCCGCUGAGGCUGUCAAAAUGGCCUUCGCACAGAAACCUCCCCCGCCACCCAAAAAGAUCUAUGCCUACCUGGACAAGUACGUAGUGGGUCAGUCCUAUGCUAAGAAGGUGCUGGCGGUAGCUGUGUAUAAUCACUACAAGAGAAUCUACAACAACAUCCCUGCUGGGAGCAGACAGGUGGAGGUGGAGAAACAGGCCUCGCUCACUCCACGAGAACUAGAGACGAGAAGACGGGAGGAUGAGUACAGAUUCACAAAACUCCUUCAAAUAGCAGGGAUCAGUCCCCAUGGCAACGCCCUGGGAGCCUCCAUGCAGCAACAGGCCACUCAGCAGGCUCCUCAGGAGAGGAGGGGCGGAGACGUGUUAGACUCCACACACACCGACAUCAAACUGGAGAAGAGCAACAUCGUGCUGCUAGGCCCCACCGGAUCAGGCAAGACGUUGUUGGCCCAGACCCUGGCCAAGUGUCUAGAUGUACCCUUUGCCAUCUGUGAUUGUACCACCCUGACCCAGGCUGGCUACGUGGGGGAGGAUAUCGAGUCUGUUAUCGCCAAGCUGCUGCAGGAUGCAAACUACUCUGUGGAUAAAGCACAGCAAGGCAUAGUGUUUCUCGAUGAGGUGGACAAGAUCGGCAGUGUUCCUGGGAUCCACCAGCUCAGAGACGUAGGAGGAGAGGGUGUACAACAGGGUCUGCUCAAACUCCUGGAGGGCACGAUAGUGAACGUUCCAGAGAAGAACUCCAGGAAGUUGAGAGGAGAGACUGUGCAGGUGGACACCACUAACAUCCUGUUCGUAGCGUCAGGGGCCUUCAACGGACUCGACAGAAUCGUCAGCAGACGGAAGAAUGAAAAGUACCUGGGCUUUGGCACGCCCUCCAACAUGGGUAAGGGUCGCCGUGCGGCGGCGGCAGCCGACCUGGCUAACAGUAGUGAACAGACCGACAUGGUGGCAGAGAUGGAGGAGAAGGACCGGCUGCUGAAGCUCGUGGAGGCCCGGGACCUCAUUGAGUUUGGGAUGAUCCCGGAGUUUGUCGGGCGUCUGCCUGUGGUGGUGCCUCUACACAGUCUGGAUGAAGAGACGCUGGUCCGUAUCCUGACAGAACCACGCAAUGCCGUCAUACCACAGUACCAGGCCCUGUUCAGCAUGGACAAGUGUGAACUGAACGUAACGACAGAUGCUCUGAGGGCCAUCGCCAGGCUGGCUCUGGAGAGAAAGACUGGAGCCCGAGGCCUGAGGUCCAUCAUGGAGAAGCUUCUUCUGGAGCCCAUGUUCGAGGUGCCAUGUUCAGACAUCAUGUCUGUGGAGUUAACCAAGGACGUCGUCCUGGGCAAAUCGGAGCCACAAUACGUCAGGGCUCCAGCAGAGGAGGACUACGACUCUGGUAUUGAAGAGGAGAACUGGCCCAGACAGGUGGAUGCGGCAGCUAACAACUGAUCGGAUCUCCCUCCCCCUGUCCAGUCAUUCAUUUCAACAACUGUCACAUCUACAAUCAUUUAGAACACCUUCUAGAACAUUUGGAAGCCAACUGUAGGUUCCUGGAAUUCCAGCCCCUGAGCCAUCUAAACAGACCUCCGUCAGGCUCUGUAGACCACAACUAAAACCACACCAUAAAACUGUAGAACACUACUAAAA
Messenger RNA from Oncorhynchus gorbuscha (pink salmon), 2419 nucleotides. Its product is annotated as ATP-dependent Clp protease ATP-binding subunit clpX-like, mitochondrial. The transcript is spliced from 15 exons. Gene Ontology annotation, biological process: protein catabolic process; proteolysis; protein folding. The record is from RefSeq and is a predicted model, not a curated record. Lineage: Eukaryota; Metazoa; Chordata; Actinopteri; Salmoniformes; Salmonidae. Gene Ontology annotation, cellular component: mitochondrial matrix. The coding region runs from base 350 to 2221 and encodes 623 amino acids. Gene Ontology annotation, molecular function: ATP hydrolysis activity; protein dimerization activity; ATP-dependent protein folding chaperone.